GUUUUCAAUAUAUAUAUAUAUAUAUAUAUAUAUAUAUAUAUAUAAAAUUCAUCAGAGGCAUUUGACUUAACUGUAUAAGUUCAUCCUCAAAAAGAGAGGGAGGGGCUAAGUCCAGAGAUAAGAAAGAAAACAUAUAGCUAAUGGCGGAGAUUGGACUCAUUGGAGGGGCUGCUUUGGGAGCAGUUUUUGGUGAAUUACUGAAACUUGUUAUGGAUGUCGCAGACAAAACCAAGGCGUUCAAGUCCGAACUCAACGGACUUAGAGCAACACUGAAUGCACUGGAUGAAAUUGUAGAUGAUAUUGUGAAGUUGGACGGAGAAUUGAACGUUGUGGAGGAGAAACUAACCGAUCUCUUGAGAGGGGGCAAAGAGUUGGUCCUCAAGUGCUCCAAAAUUGAGGGUUCGAAGAACAUCAUGAUGAGGCCUCGCCACUCGAACGAGCUCAUCAAAUUUACAGAUUCGCUUCUGAAAUUCUUUCAGAUCAAUGGGCAAGCUCUGCUACUUAGGGAAAUCAAGAAGAAUCGGGUGCAGAUGAAUCAAAUAAUGGCAAAAUUGAAUGAACUCAACGGACUUGAAUCUACAGAUGAAACUGAAGUCAAAUUGGACUCUGAUGGCUGCGAAAUGACAGUGAUCAACUCCAUGAAAAAAGGCUGGGAAACGGUUAGUGGCAAUAUUGAUCCAAACCAGGAACGCUUGUCAGGACUUCUCUUAAUUAACAUCCUCAGUGGCAAAAAUCUUGCCGUCAGAGACAAAUAUUUUAAGAAAAGUAGCGAUCCUUAUGUUAAAGUCCAAAUGGGCGAACAGAAAGCAGUGACAAAGGUGGUGAAAAAGAAUGUCAAUCCUGAGUGGAAUGAAGCUUUAACUUUUCCCAUCACAGACACAAGUCUUCCAAUAAAGCUAAAAGUGUAUGAUAAGGAUACCGUCACCCGUGAUGACAAGAUGGGAGACGCAGAUAUUAACAUUGGACCAUUCCUAAAAGCAGUGAAGAUGCAGUCGGAGAACCACCAGAGUAGAACCACAAUAACCGAAGUAAAACCAAGCCGGGACAACUGCUUAGACGAAGAGAGCUGCAUUUUCGGGUGCGAUGGUAAGGUUGUCCAGUAUAUGCUUCUUAAAUUGCAGAACGUUGAGUGUGGUUUGGUUGAUCUCCAGUUACAUUGGAUAGAUCCUCUGCGUAUAUAAAUUAUUUGAAAAA
Cornus florida is the source of this 1194-nucleotide messenger RNA. RefSeq lists its product as uncharacterized. The record is from RefSeq and is a predicted model, not a curated record. The coding region runs from base 141 to 1181 and encodes 346 amino acids. The transcript has 7 exons. NCBI's taxonomy places the organism in Eukaryota, Viridiplantae, Streptophyta, Magnoliopsida, Cornales, Cornaceae.